Messenger RNA from Vigna angularis (adzuki bean), 3544 nucleotides. Its product is annotated as protein HIRA. Gene Ontology annotation, molecular function: protein binding; nucleosome binding. The transcript has 11 exons. Gene Ontology annotation, biological process: chromatin remodeling; regulation of DNA-templated transcription; DNA-templated transcription. Lineage: Eukaryota; Viridiplantae; Streptophyta; Magnoliopsida; Fabales; Fabaceae. Gene Ontology annotation, cellular component: nucleus; HIR complex. The coding region runs from base 230 to 3289 and encodes 1019 amino acids. The record is from RefSeq and is a predicted model, not a curated record.
UCCAUUUAUCCCCAAGAUUAGGCCCUCGUUGUCCCUUUUGUUUUUUAUUUUUAUUUUUAUUUUUAUUUUUAUUUUUUAUAUACAAAAGAAGGUCUUUUUUUUCAGGGUUGUUCUUCAAUUUAGGUUUUUCACCCUUUGAGGAAAAUUGCAAAACCCUUAAAGUCGCAAGCAGAGUGGAAGAAAGAUCGUGUCUUUUGUGUGAAAGAAGAAAUUUUAUUUCUUGGGGAAGAUGAUAGCCGAGAAACCUAGUUGGGUUAGGCAUGAAGGUAUGCAAAUUUUCUCCAUUGAUGUUCAACCCGGAGGGCUCAGGUUUGCUACUGGUGGUGGUGACCACAAGGUUCGAAUAUGGAAUAUGAAGUCUGUUAGUACUGACAUAGAAAGUGAUGCCUCUUCUCAAAGGCUUCUUGCAACCCUGCGGGAUCACUUUGGAUCUGUCAACUGUGUUAGGUGGGCAAAACAUGGAAGGUUUGUUGCAUCAGGGUCCGAUGAUCAGGCUAUAUUAAUUCAUGAGAGAAAACCUGGUUCAGGAACCACUGAAUUUGGCAGUGGAGAGCCCCCAGAUAUUGAAAACUGGAAAGUUGCAAUGACUUUGAGAGGGCACACUGCAGAUGUGGUGGAUCUUAAUUGGUCUCCUGAUGAUUCUGCAUUGGCUAGUGGGAGUUUGGACAACACUAUCCACAUAUGGAAUAUGAGCAAUGGCAUUUGCACUGCUGUUCUAAGGGGCCACUCUAGUCUGGUUAAGGGGGUUGCCUGGGAUCCUAUUGGCUCUUUUAUAGCAAGUCAAUCUGAUGAUAAAACUGUAAUUAUUUGGCGAACUAGUGAUUGGAGUCUUGCCCAUAGGACAGAUGGUCACUGGGCAAAAUCACUUGGAUCAACCUUUUUCAGGCGUCUUGGAUGGUCACCUUGUGGUCAUUUUAUCACCACUACUCAUGGUUUCCAGAAGCCAAGGCAUUCUGCCCCAGUGCUAGAGAGAGGGGAAUGGUCUGCAACGUUUGAUUUUCUAGGACACAAUGCUCCAAUCAUUGUGGUGAAGUUCAACCAUUCUAUGUUCAGAAGAAAUUUGACCAAUGCUCAGGAAAUGAAAUCUGUACCCGUUGGGUGGUCCAAUGGCACUUCCAAGACCGGAAGCAAAGAGCCACAGCCUUACAAUGUUAUUGCCAUUGGAAGUCAGGAUCGAACUAUAACAGUUUGGACUACUGCAAGUCCUCGUCCUCUAUUUGUGGCUAAGCAUUUUUUUACUCAAAGUGUUGUGGAUUUGUCCUGGAGCCCUGAUGGAUAUUCACUUUUUGCAUGUUCCUUGGAUGGGUCCGUGGCUACAUUUCAUUUUGAGGUAAAGGAACUUGGUCAGAGAUUAGGUGAUGCUGAGCUAGACGAGUUGAAGAGAAGUCGUUAUGGUGAUGUGAAGGGUCGUAAAGCAAACUUAGCUGAAAGUCCAGCACAGUUACUGUUAGAAGCUGCUUCUGCCAAGCUAACAACUAGCAAAAAAGUGGUUUCGGAUGUUCAGCAAAACCAAAUUAAGGCAAAAGCUUAUGCUGAUGCGGGGGCUACUACAAAGAAUGCUGAGCCUCAAAAUGAUGAUAGUAAGAAGAGUGUAGGUCCAGUUGGUGAUGCAUCAAACAAAGCUACAACUUCUGGCCGGAUUUCUAGUCCUGUCAAGCAAAGAGAAUAUAGACGACCUGAUGGCCGUAAAAGAAUUAUUCCAGAAGCAGUUGGAGUACCUGUUCAACAGGAAAACAUUUCAGGUGCAGUUCAGCAAUCACUUGAUUUUCCUGCAGUGUCUUCGGAUCACAGAAAGGAUACUGACCGAAUUGUUUCCAAUGAUGAUGGUGUAAGAGUAAGUACAUUGGGAGGAGCACAUGGGAGAAAUACUGAUUUGAAAGAGCGUUCCGGGGUUACUUCCAAGACCACAAUUUCUGAGAGCCUAGUGAUUGAGAAGGUUCCAGCUUCUGCGGGUGAUGGAAGUGUCAAUGUUGACCAGUCGGUCAAUUUGAUGACAUCCAGUUCUUCAGCUUCUUGUAGUGGUACACUUUCCAUUAGAGUAUUUGACAAGAAAAGCGGAGAAGAUUCUUCGCCUAUUCUUUUGGAAGCACGGUCGAGAGAACAUGCUGUAAAUGACAUUGUAGGGCUGGGAAAUACAUCUAUGAUGAAAGAAACAGAAAUCGUGUGCUCGAAGGGGUCUCAGAUACUAUGGUCUGAUUGGAUAUCAGAAAAAGUUACUGUUUUAGCUGGCAAUGGAAAUUUUUGGGCAGUUGGGUGUGAAGAUGGAUGUCUGCUGAUUUACACAAAGGGUGGUAGACGAGCAAUGCCUACCAUGAUGAUGGGUUCUGCAGCAACAUUUAUAGACUGUGACGAACGCUGGACAUUACUGCUGGUGACAAGGGAUGGAUCCCUGUACUUAUGGGAUUUAUUCAACCGAACUUGUCUUCUUCAACAUUCAUUGUCUUCUCUGGUUUCUUCAAGUCCUAACACAUCUGCUAAAGAUGCAGGAACCAUUAAAGUUAUAUCUGUGAAACUAUCAAAAUCGGGUUCCCCUCUCGUAGUGUUGGCCACUCGUCAUGCUUUCUUAUUUGAUAUGAAUGUCAAGUGUUGGCUGAGGGUUGCAGAUGAUUGCUUUCCUGCAUCAAAUUUUUCCAGCUCUUGGAGUUUGGGUUCGAUUCAAAGCGGUGAGCUGGCAGCAUUGCAGGUUGAUCUUAGAAAAUAUUUGGCCCGGAAGCCAGGUUGGACUAGAAUUACUGAUGAUGGAGUACAGACGCGUGCCCAUUUGGAAACUCAAUUGGCUUCUUCCUUGGCUUUGGGGUCCCCUAAUGAAUAUCGCCAAUGCCUUUUGGCAUACGUACGCUUUCUUGCAAGAGAAGCUGAUGAAUCUCGUUUACGAGAAGUCUGUGAGAGUUUCCUUGGACCUCCAACAGGGAUGUCCGAGGAAACAUCUUCGGAUUCAAAGAACUUAGCAUGGGAUCCUUUUGUGCUUGGAAUGAGGAAACACAAGCUCCUUAGGGAAGAUAUUCUUCCAUCCAUGGCAUCAAACAGAAAAGUCCAAAGAUUGCUGAAUGAAUUCAUGGAUCUUUUAUCCGAGUACGAUAUCACUGAUGCAAAUCAAGAGCAAACAAACCGCACAGUGCCGAGUUCAUCUCCACCAGCAACCAAUCCAGUUGAGGGCAGUUCUCUAGAGCAACCAAAAUUGGAUCACAGUACCCAUCUGGAAAAGGAGCAAGCAGGUUUCCCUGCAACACUCACAAAUGAAGGCAGUGCAGAUACCCCUAUGACAGAUCAAGCUAACAAGGAUGCAUAAGGGAAGUGCUCAACUUGUGCAUAUAGAAGUCAGCAUUAAGGAUUGAAAUGUUUCAACCAAGGAUGUUUUGGUGGCAUGGGUGAAGCCAAUUUCACGUUUUACUUUUAUGAUGCGUGUAGCUCUCCUUUAAGGUUGAUCUCACUAACACACACUUACAGAGGUAUCAUGAGUUGUAUGUUACAUUUGUAACUUCUCCCAUCAUCUUGGAGCUUGCUUCCUUGUAUAAUGUCUCAAUUAAAGGAAAUUAGAAUUUAA